Nylanderia fulva is the source of this 3807-nucleotide messenger RNA. NCBI's taxonomy places the organism in Eukaryota, Metazoa, Arthropoda, Insecta, Hymenoptera, Formicidae. The record is from RefSeq and is a predicted model, not a curated record.
UAAUCGAAAGUCAGACUGCCGCGGACCGCCGCCGCGACCGGCGUCGCGUCGUUUCGCGUGGGAAUUCCCCGUCAUUUCUCGCGGCAGGAAGGUAAAUCGGAGUCAUUUUUGUGUUUUCUUGCCUUUCGAGACGAGAACAGGGAGGAAUAAACAGUGCGCGAUUGAUUUUGCCGAUUGUCAUCUCUCGCCGAUUCCGUGAGAUUAUGCGGUGAAUAUCUUAUGAUCUUAUCUGGAUGGAUCAGAAGAAUGCGAUGCUUAGCAGCAUAUUAAUAUCUUAAAGUAAUGACCUGAAAAUAAUUUGAAGCAACUUGAAGAAUUUCUUUUGUGUCCCGAAUAGCUGUCAACGUGUCUGCAGUCUCUCAAAUUUACAUACAGAUUGAUAACACCAGCUAAAAAGCAUCAUGCUCGAUCAACAAAAUUGAUCCAGAAGGGGUCCCGGAGCUUCAGAAACUGUCAAAUCCGCUCAUCGAAGAUUGACAGCGUCUUCAAUAAAGAUUCGGAGGAGCGUGACCUUGAGACCCAAUCCGACCGACCCCAACUGUCCGACUAGUCAGCGAGGAGGUAGCGAAGAAGGGUCUCUCCCGAGCGGACGAAAGAGAACAAGAGAUUGGGUGGACACGUGACACGGGCAACGUAGACGACGGAAACGUCGUGUUCAGAGCAGUGCCGUAGUAACGUGGCCCAGGGAGGAGCCCAGGGUAUAUGCGCGGCGUAUUAAUAGCCAAGUAUAGCGCGGUGGUGGUGGGGCCGCGGGCGCUCGCGGGUGAAAAUAGAAAAGAAUGUUUUUGGAAUCCAAUUGGACUUGGUUGGCAGAACGAUGGGGCAAUAUGGCCGACUUGGCCGAGCGGAUGGACGAUCUGAUAUGCAGUUUCGACUCGGCUGGUGAAACUACCAUGGAUACGCUGUCGAUGCUGAUAUUUGGCUGGAUGCUCUUCGGCCUGGUGGUACUGUGCGUCGGCAAAUAUGUGUACAAUCGCUUCGUGCUCAACGACCUCGCGUCCUCCGGCACCACGUCCUCCUCGUCGGCGGCGCAGCAGCUCGGCAAAGACAGCCAUGUCCAUCACGAGAGCGGAGGUGGCGGUAUGUUGACGGGCACCGUCGGCAAACUAUUCGACAGGUCCAAGUCGGCGUCGCCGCCCUCGACGUCCACGUCGUCCUCGACGUCCCUCGUGAGGGCUGGCACAGGUGGUGCAGGUGGUGGUACCACCGCCGGUGGUGCUGUUGGUACCGCUAGUACGGCUGGUGGCGGUGCUGCUGCUGGCGGCGGCGGUGGUGGUGGUGGAAGUGGUGGAAGUGGUGCUGGUACCGGCGCUCCGGCGGGUGUGAGAUCACCGUCGCCGGGAGGUUACGUGCCGCCGACACCUCCCGUGAGGAAACGCCUGACGAGGAAGACCUCCGGCGCUCUCAUCAGCCCGUCCCGAAGCUCCAGGGCGCUGCAUCUGCCAACCGCGACCGGCCCCGACGCCGAGGCCGUGCGUUGGGUCAACGAACUCAUCGUCUGGCUGCACCACGACCUCGUUAUCCUCAACGAGCUCCUGGCCACCUGGGUAGUCUCCCUACACGACUUCACCGCCAGUUCCACUGAUGAGCACGGAGUCGGUGUCGAGUUCGUUCGCGUUCUUCCCGAGACACAUCCCCCGACCUUGUCAAACAUCUUCUGCGAGUGCGAUUCGAAGGACGAUGUGACUAUCACGUGCGAUUGCGAAGCCACUCCGGCUUUGCAGUUAAAGGCCUUUCGGCAACGAGGCGACAAGGUGGAAGUUAAUCACUAUCGAGUGAACGUCAAUCGCUUUCGCGCUCGACUCAACGUCGUCUGCAUCACCGAGAAGCUACUCAUCGACCUGAAGUGCGACGGCUGGCCGGAGGUGAAGAUAUCCCUGGCAGCGGUGGGCACAAUAAAGAAAGACUUGGACGAGAGCCAAUUGCAAGAGGUGGUAACGGAAAUUGUGGCGGGUGCCUUGCGAGGCACCAGCGUUCACCUCAAUCUCUCCCAAUAUCCCACAUGUCCCCGAUUAUGGAGAGAGCCACCUCCUCAGCCGGGGUUCAGCUCGUAUCCCACGCAUUACGACAACAUGAACAUCUCCAACUCGAUGAUGUACCAACCCUCGCAACAACGUCUUCAGGGACAUUUGGCUCCCUCGCCGGCGUCCAUGCAAUACAUGCCCGGCGAAAGGCGACUGCUCGUGAAAGUUGUGAGGGCGAUGGACCUGGGUGGCCAACAAGGAGCCGUGAAUCCUUAUUGUGUAGUGGAGUUGGAUGAACCGCCGCAGAAGAACCAGACCUCUAUCAAGAAAGACACCAAGAAUCCCCUGUGGGACGAAGCGUUCUUAUUCGAUAUUAGUCACAACACGACCGAAGUGUUGCUAGAAGUGUUCGAUCACGUCAACAGAAGCCAAAGAUUUUUGGGACUCGGAAUUGUAGGGGUCGAGGAGCUUCUCGCAAAUCCGAGCCAGAGGCAAAUCAUACCUCUUCAGGCACGACCGUACGAAGAGGAGGACAUUACAGGCACCCUCACUGUGGAGUUUUUGUUUAUCGAGGGUGCGGAGGUGCCACAAAUCGGGACCAAGCCCUACAAGGUGAAGGAGACGAUAAAGCCGGUCUCACCUACCCGUUCCUACAGCCAGACGAACGUCAUCAGCAACAAUAGUCUAAACUACAACAAUGACUAUCUGACAAACGGUAACGUCGUGGAUGCACCAUACAAAAGCGGACAGACAAACGGUAAUAAGGGAACCUUGAUUGUUCACAGCCACCAGAGGCAACUGGAGCGGCAAGUUGUCAAGGUCGCUCUGACGCAGAAUGGAAACUGGCAAGAGAUAUCCCCGGAGCACGGAACGAAGGACGUCAGCGCUACCUCAGGACCAGAAAGCACGCCUAAUUCCUCGAAUUCAGAAGAGAGAGGAAGAACACGAAGGAAACGACGCGACUUCUUCGGCACCAUAAAGAAACGAUUGAGCCGAUCUAAGACGAGAAGCAGAUCGGUAGGUCCCGAAGGAGAGAUCAAUCACGAAGAUGCUCAUUCGAGAUCCAUAUCUGCCGAUAGAGCUCGCGAUCCUGGUUCCGUGCAUUUAUCGGUACCAGAGCAAUCGCGACGAUCGAGUUUGAGUGAAGCAUCGGGCAUAAGUGGAACAUCCACGAGAACAUACAUUAACGAAGCCUCCACGUUGGUUCUCGAAACUUUAGAGAACGGCAUAAAGAAGCACUACCUCGUACCCCUUUCCCUCGCUCAGAAAAGUAAAUGGAGGAAAAAGGGCACAAAGUUGCAUAUAUUUAGCGAUCACACGUUUAUCGCCAAACAUAUGUCCGGAGGAACAGUUUGCGAGGUUUGUAAGAGAACUCUCGCGCGAAGACUUGGCAAGCAGGGUUACGAGUGCAGGGACUGUCAGAUGAAGUGUCACAAGCACUGUCACGUGAAAGUCGACAUAACAUGCGCUACGUCUACCAUCCAGAGCAUUGAGUUGUCGUGCAUCAAAGUUCCACCGCUCGAACGAAGACCAUCCACGCUCCUCUGUUCGCGAUAGAAUAUUUGGGCGAUACUUCGAAUAAGCGAAAAAUUCAUUUUGUAACGCAAACGACAACGAUCGCUUAAAAAAAACCGAUAAUCUUCAUUUGUUAACAGUUUCACGUUUCACGUUCUCAGUUCUUCCAUUUUCUUGACACGAAAUUUAUAUAUUUUACGUACUAGUUGAUAUUUUUUUUGCGAAAAGAUGAGACGGAAAGUUUGCAUCAAAAGAUUAUUAUAUUCCCGUUAACACAUCCCAGGUAGCAAGCUGACGUCAUUAAACGUCAAAAUGACACCAUCAACGU